AUGGUCAACAAGCUCUCCACUUCCCUCCUCGCUGCCUGCUUCGCCGCCGCCGUCCUCCUGGCGCUCGCCGCUCCUGCAGUGCUCGCCGGCGACCCGACAUGCUCCAGGACAUCUGCGUCGCCGACUACAAAUCCCUCCAGGGCCAAGCUCCCGGGGCUCAACACGCUGGGCGUGUCGGUGUCGCGCAUCGACUACGCGCCGUGGGGCGUGAACCCGCCGCACGUUCACCCGCGCGCCACCGAGGUCAUCUUCGUCCUCCAGGGCUCCCUCGACGUCGGCUUCGUCACCACCGCCAACCGCCUCUACGCGAGCACCGUCUGCGCCGGCGAGGUCUUCGUCUUCCCCCGGGGGCUCGUCCACUACCAGAGGAACAAUGGCGGCGGCCCCGCCGCGGUGCUCUCCGCCUUCGACAGCCAGCUGCCCGGCACGCAGCCCGUCGCCGAGGCCCUCUUCGGCGCGUCGCCGCCCGUGCCCACCGACGUGCUCGCCAGGAGCUUCCAGAUCGACGGAGGCCUCGUGGAGGCCAUCAAGUCCAAGUUCCCACCAAAGUAA
Miscanthus lutarioriparius is the source of this 552-nucleotide messenger RNA. The record is from the annotation of a GenBank genome assembly. NCBI's taxonomy places the organism in Eukaryota, Viridiplantae, Streptophyta, Magnoliopsida, Poales, Poaceae.